AUGUCGUCUUUGGUGGCAUACUUGCUUAUACUUUUCUCUUUCUGUGUCAUAUCUAAGCUUCUGAGGGCAGGAUCUCGCGCCAAGUAUCUACCGCCAGGUCCACCAACUGUCCCCAUACUCGGCAAUCUCCAUCAGAUACCUUUGACAGGGUUCCAUAAAAAAAUUCAGGCAUGGGCACAGGAAUAUGGAAACAUUUUUUCUUUGAAAUUUGGGUCAGGAACAACCAUCAUCCUACUCGACCGAAAAGCAAUCCAUGAGCUGCUGGAGAAGAAGAGCUCUAUAUAUUCUGAUCGGCCAAAAGAUCAUGUCAUAUCAAUCAUUGAUUGUGGCGGCUUUUCCCUUUGGGACACGAACAUUCAUAGCAGAUCACAGCGGAAGGUGACAUUCUCAUGUCUUUCACCAGCCCAAGUGGAAGGGAACCUCCGCCAGACCCAAGAAGCCGAGGUCGCUGUGCUGCUUCGUGACUUAGCCACAACCCCCGAUGCGCUUUUCAAACACGUAAAGCGCACAACGACCUCUAUUCUUGACAUAGUUACCUGGGGAUUCAGGGCCCCCACGUUUGACAGCUGGUGGGCUUCCGGUGUGUGUGAAGUAUCUGAUGAAUUCUUCGCUGGUAUAACACCGGGCGCAUAUCCACCUGUCGACCAGUUUCCCUUUUUGAAAUACCUCCCUGAUAGCUUGAGCCCCUGGAGGACUCGCGCCAAGAGCCUGAAGGCAAAAGUCGACUCUUUCUGGGCAGAGGCCAGGCAACGCCUUGAGGAAAGGCGUGCAAAAGGCAACACGCGAGUCUCCAUAGCGGAUGCUUUGUUAGAUGGGAUCCAGCCUAUCGAUGUUCCUCUAACAGAUCGGCAGUUGAACGACUUUUUAGGGUUUCUAACUGGUACUGGAUCAGACACAACAUCUGGAAGUAUCCUAACAUCUAUUCGGUACCUUGCUGCUCAUCCUCUUAUACAGCAGAAAGCACAAGCCGAAAUCGACAUCGCUUGUGGCGCUCACAGACUGCCAGUUUGGUCAGACCAUGAAAACAUCCCUUACGUCAAUUGCAUUCUCAAAGAAGGGAUGAGAAUCCAGCCUAUAGUGCCUGUUAUCUUCCCACAUCGUGCUAGAGAAGACAAUUGGUAUCAGAAUAUGCUGAUUCCAAAAGAUUCGCUUAUCCUCAUUCCGGCCUGGACGAUCCAGCACUCCGAAGGCUGUGGAUAUGAGGAUCCAGAGACUUACAAUCCUGAUCGUUUCCUCAACCACCAGAAACUCGCCUCAGCAUAUGUUGGCAAUGCAAAUUUCAUGAACCGAGAUCACUACGCCUAUGGUGUUGGUAAACGUCUUUGCCCUGGGAUUCAUCUGGCAGAACAUAUUCAGUGGCAAAUCACAGCAGUAUUGCUGUGGGCCUUCGAAGUUCUUCCCAUGAAACACUCUACGACAGGCGAAAACGUGCCUUUGGAUUUGGACGCAUACGAGGACGGUCUCAUACAGCAUCCACUGCCUUACAAAGUUGAGUUCAAGCCUCGAAGUAAUGUCCAUGUGGAAACAAUUUUGCGAGCUGCAGAAGAGGCGGAUGUAUACCUGAAAGGUUUUGAAGAAUCGUGA
Molecule: messenger RNA, 1584 nt
Organism: Penicillium olsonii
Lineage: Eukaryota; Fungi; Ascomycota; Eurotiomycetes; Eurotiales; Aspergillaceae
Source: the annotation of a GenBank genome assembly